CCAGCACACCGCUGUACCCAAAAUCCCCCCAAUUCGACAGGUCUGCGAGAAGGUGAAUCGAAUCCAGAAUCCGAUUGCUGGGCGGAACAAUGGCAUCGCAGCAGGAGCCAAGACCAGCCCGUCGUACUUCGCAGCCCUCAACCAUGGAUUCCGUUCGAUCUUCGUUUCCCAGGAACCCUAAUCGAUUUAGCAACCCAGUGUCCGUCUUCUAUCGAAGGCGUUCUCAGCGUUCGACUCAGCAGCAGUUACCAAAACAGCCAUCCGUCAAUGCCGUGGAGGGCGUCAUGGAUUGUACGGAACAUCGACCCUCCAUGAUUGCCGAUGAGAAGGAGACGGAGAAGGAGCCUGCUCCCUUCAGCGACGCCCCGUCUUCAGUGCGCGCCGUGCUCGACCGUCCCUGGCCAUCCCCGAUCGUGAUCGCGGCGGAGGACCAUCCGUCCGGCAAGGUACGCACCUUGUUGGCCACCGCUCACGACAUCGGGGACCCGAUCUCGCCGGAGGAGCUAGCUGCGCUGGAGGACAAGGACGACGACGACGAAAGCACACGCUUCUACAAGGCCAUUGGCCGGGCCGACGCCGUUAUGCGGAAUUACAUCCAUGAACACGGCAGCCUGUUCCUGGAUGAGAAGUUCAAUUACAUAGUCGACAACUCCGCCCAAGCUGAGGAAAUACGUUGCAAGAAUGUUACAGUAGAGGAAAUGGAAGACAAGCUAAUGGAGCGAAAGGUGACUAAGGAGCAAGCUUAUUUAUCGGAACUGGCCUUAGCAAGUUUCAACAAGAAGAGAGAGGUAAAGUUUGAGUUAUGUGAGCCAUUGAUUUCUAGAACUUUCUGGGAGUACAGAGGUUUGUUCGUGCACAUAAAUUUUGUUGCGAAUUGCAAUGGCAAGAAGACGCUCUUUUUCGCCGAGAUAGAGGAACGUGGACAGGGUCGCAAGGAGAUGUUGGAAGUGCGCUGUUGCAUUCCUCUGGAAUCAUUAUGUCAAGGUGGUUAUUAUUAUGACCGUACUGUUCCUAGCCAUGACCGGGAAUGCCUUGACUUCAGGAGGUGCUACGCCUGCACUGAGUUAUUGAAACAUCCGGCUGACGGGUCAACUUACUCAGGAGGCCAUGACUGUCGGAGGAAGAUAUAUCUAGUUUAGAAAGCCUUUCAUUUAUCAGCGCUAGAGUUUCAUCUGCAAGGAGGAAGAGAAUCUAGUUUAGAAAGCCUUUCAUUUAUCAGGGGUAGAGCUUCAUCAGCAAGCUCAAUUGUAUUUUUUGCGAAAACGAAAAAAUCAUUGCGUUUCGAU
Molecule: messenger RNA, 1286 nt
Organism: Lolium perenne
Lineage: Eukaryota; Viridiplantae; Streptophyta; Magnoliopsida; Poales; Poaceae
Source: RefSeq, a predicted model, not a curated record